AUGCUGAGUGGACCUGUCAAGUCUGAGACGUCAGAAGUCUUAGAGGACAGCCACAGGAUCCCAGAAGUCAUUCGCAAGACGGGCGAGGUGGACUCGCCGGUCCACCCUCUCAGCUGUGGAUCCCCAAACAAGACGUCUUCCAGUUUGGCUGCAUCGGACCCCUGCACAUACGGAAUCACACUGCCGUGUAAGAACACUGCCUUUGCCCAGGACUGUGUGCGCGCGUGUGACUUCUUCUCCCUCAAGAGUGCGGUCUGGCUGUACCUCCGAGCCUUGCCAGACCCCGUGUUUGAGGGAGACCCCCUGACUCUGCGAUGUCACGGAUGGAAGAACACGGCCCUGUGCCGGGUGAAGUUCUACAAAAAUGGAAAAUUACUGGAAAAGCCCGGGACCAGAUGGUCCCUGUCCGUGGGGACAGCUACACUGGAGAGCAGCGGCCACUAUAGCUGCUCUGGGAAGAUGGGCUACAUCCCACACCUGGGCACACAAACUUCAGAGAUGGUCAUGGUUCAAGUCCAAUAGCUGUUCCCGCCUCCUGUGCUGAGCGCUGUCCCCUCCCCCGAGCUCUGUGAGGGAAGCCCGCUGACCCUGAGAUACCAGACGAAGCUGCACUCCCAGAAGUCGGCCUCAAGGCUCCUCUUCUCCUUCCACAGAGAUGAGAGCACCUUGCAGGACCAGGGCCCCCACACAGAGCUCUGCCUCCCAGGAGCCCAGGAGGGAGACUCUGGGCUUUACUGGUGCUGGGCCACCUCUGAGGGUGGUGUGGCCCAGAAGCAGAGCCCCCAGCUGGAGGUCAGGGUGCAGGGUGAGUGGCAGAGGCCUGUCUGCAGAGAGGUACACUCCGGCAACAGGGGAGAAGGAAAUGCAGCCGGCUCCAUGGAGGAGGAUGGGGAGAAGGAGCCGAGUCAGGCACCUGUGGGCGGGGUCAGGAGCACCUGCACACAGGGCCCCUAG
Molecule: messenger RNA, 954 nt
Organism: Hyaena hyaena (striped hyena)
Lineage: Eukaryota; Metazoa; Chordata; Mammalia; Carnivora; Hyaenidae
Product: Fc receptor-like protein 6
Exons: 4
Biological process (GO): cell surface receptor signaling pathway
Molecular function (GO): transmembrane signaling receptor activity
Source: RefSeq, a predicted model, not a curated record